Molecule: messenger RNA, 2043 nt
Organism: Funneliformis mosseae
Lineage: Eukaryota; Fungi; Glomeromycota; Glomeromycetes; Glomerales; Glomeraceae
Source: the annotation of a GenBank genome assembly
AUGUCAUCCAAAUAUUUGAACUUAUCGUGGCGAGAAUCCACACCUUCUAUUACUCGUAAAACUAAAAAUAACGAUAGUUAUUAUGAGUCAUCAUUAUCCAUCAUAAAGUAUUUCAGCAAGCUUAUAAAUUACCCCUUCAAUAAAAAUACAUCAAUUAAAACCACCCUUAUUAGAUAUACCGAUAAACUAUUAACCGAAUGUGGUAACGACACUUGGCCAGAAUUUUUUAAAGAACCCGAAGAACCGGCUAAACGAACGGUUGAUGAUGGAAAUUACACAGAUUGGAUUGGUUAUGGCGAUAUUUCAAUGUCUCCAUAUGAUACCGCUUGGUUAGCAAUGGUUCCAUCAAAAACGUAUAAAGAAUCAGGAUCAGCUGCGGACUUCGAACUGGCUUUUCCUCAAUGCUUCACUUGGCUUCUGGAAUACCAAGAAUCAAGCGGAAGUUGGUCCGGAACGGGUCCUGGAAGUAUAGCUCCUGCACUUUCUGGUCUUCUUGCUUUAGGUCUCUUUCAUUCUCGUUCCGGUCGAUAUUUUGAAGACAAUUUGCAAGAAUUAGGAUUUUCUCUUGGACAGUAUAAUAAUGCUUUUCAAAUGACGAUCGAUUACCUUCGUGUAACAUUAAAUGAUUGGAAUAUCGAUGAUCUUGAUAUGGUUGGAUUUGAACUGAUCAUACCAUAUCAUUUAGACGCAUUGGAGAAGCUUGAACCUUCAAUAAGUUUUGAUUUUCCCGAUAAAGCAAGAUUAUUAGAAGAAAACCAAAGAAAAAUGAGUAUAAUACCUUUAGAAGCAAUCUUUGCCCUAGCCGCAAAAAAACAACCGAUUACCAUCGUUCAUUCCAUUGAAGCAUUUUGUAAUACAUUUGAAAUGUCACGCGUCCAAAACGAAGGAUUUCAAGCCAUAAAUGGGUGCUAUGGCUCAUCACCCGCCGCUACUGCGGCAGUUUUGAUUCACGCUUCCAGGUGGGAUGAUAAGGGAUAUGAAUUUCUUAAAAAGAUUCUCGAACGUCGUCCGUCUUACUCCGAAACUCACGGGUGCGUACCUACUUUAUGUGACGUUGGAAUCUUCGAAACCGCAUGGGUCACGCACUCCCUUAGUGGUAUAAUGUUGAAUUUAUCUGAAGGAAAUGGCUUCAAACGAAAUAAAUCUGGAGUCAAACAACUUUUAGAAAAGAAUAAUGCAUUCAUUGAAUAUCUUCAAGCUCUUCUCAAAGAAGCGAAUGGAAAACUUCGAUGGGUCAGUUGGGACAACAGAAUUCCGGCUGAUGUCGAUGAUACUGCUGUUGCCCGCUGGCUCAUACGUCAAUUCGAUGCCAAUUCCGAAUGUGAUCUCGAUCUUUUGAUACGAUCCUUUUAUAAUGGAAAAUAUUUUAUCACCUUCCCAGUUGAGCGCACUUUUUCAAUAAGUUGCAACGCUCAUGCUUUGAGUCUUUUAAUAUUAGAAUAUGAAAAAGCUAAAAUAAAAGGAAUUGAAUCCAUGUCAUUUCCUGUCAUGACUAAAUCCGGCAUUGCUCAAAAAGUUAAACUUGAAGAAAUGAUUGUAUCCGUUGCGGAUUUUAUUAUUGAAAAACGUUCAAAAUAUUCGAUUUGGACUGAUAAAUGGAAUAAGAGUCCCGGUUAUCCAACAUUCAAGGCCAUCGACAUCCUUUUAUCUUUAACGCAUCAUCCUGAAUUUUUAAAUGCCUUGACAUCUUUGGACUCGAGUGGUCUUUUAAAGUUUUGCAGAGAAACUGUAGAAUGGACAUUAAAAACUCAACAUGAAGAUGGCAGUUGGGGUGAACCUUCAAAAAAUGCCAUGGGAAAUCUCGAAGAAACAAGUUAUUUUGUUCGUUUAUUAAAAACUUCAUCUAUUUAUUACACUGGUGACAAAUCAAUUCGAAAAUCUAUAUCAAAAGGUCAAGAAUAUUUAAAAAAUCACUUGGAUGAAGCAAUGAAUACACCGGGAUAUUUUCAUAAUUCGGAACCAUAUUUGUGGAUAAACAAACAAUUGUACACGAUGCCUCGAGUCAUAAAAUCCUCAAUGAUUGCGGCUCUUUGGGAGAAUUAA